Messenger RNA from Malassezia vespertilionis, 840 nucleotides. RefSeq lists its product as uncharacterized. Gene Ontology annotation, biological process: chromatin remodeling. The record is from RefSeq and is a predicted model, not a curated record. Gene Ontology annotation, cellular component: Ino80 complex. NCBI's taxonomy places the organism in Eukaryota, Fungi, Basidiomycota, Malasseziomycetes, Malasseziales, Malasseziaceae. The transcript has 2 exons. Bases 1 to 840 code for a protein of 279 amino acids.
AUGGCGCUCGCAGAAGCGGACUACGCGAUGGACGAUGUCGAGGACGAGUCCCAGCCUGAUUAUGCCGAAGGCGAGCCUGAAUUUGGGACGCAAUCCGAAGACUCGGAAGGUGUGUCCGAUGUGUACGAGUCGCACGAGGAAGACGAGCUCGUGGACGAGAUGGAAGACGCGCCGACCCCCGAGACGAACCGCAAGAGCCGUGGGAAGACGCUGCGUGUGCGCCUCUCACGCAGCAAGUCUUCCACCGAUAGCACACCACAGUCUACACCGUCGCGGCGACUCUCCGGCCGCUUGCCGAAACGGACGAUGCUCGCGCGCGCGGCACAAGAUUCGGAAGAGGACGACGACGAGCUCGACGACUCUGACGACUCCGAGAUGGAGCGCAGCAGCGAUGCGCCGAUGACUGCGCGCCAAGUAGCGCGCCUCAAUAAGCAGCGCGGCGUCGCGACGCAAGAACUCGUGGAGCUGCCGAUGGAGGACAGAUCCAAGCGCGCCAAACUCACCGAAACAGAGCUUGCGCUGCGCCGCUCCGAGACGGCACGCCGGCGACGGAACCAGAGCGAGAAAAAGCUAGAGGACGAUAAGAUCGAGACCAUUAACCGUCUUUUGAAGAAACAAGUCGGCAAGGUGCGGAGCGGCAAGCACCAGACGGACGACGAAUUGCACGCAGAUGCACCGCGCGAUAUGCGCGCAAACUAUCCCCUGCCCAUGUUCCGCUACAUUAGCCGCGCGGAAAACAGCGUGCUGGCCGUGCCGCUCGCAGAAGACGGGCGAGAAGGAGCGUAUGCACAUGCACUUCGCUCCGCAUUUGGCCAAUACGACGCACGCGCAGCCGUGUAG